AUGAACAAUUUCCUGUUGGCUUUGUGCGUGCUGACGCUGAUGGCAAUUGCAGUGUCCAGUACACCGACAGUUCUAGAAGAAAACGUCAAACUGCUGAACAGCAUCGACUUGGACUCGGUUUUGAAAAAUAAAAGAAUUCUGAAAAAUUACAUCGAUUGUGUUAUCGGCACCAAACCUUGCACCAAAGAAGGAAGUGCCCUGAAAGAGAGCUGGAAAGACGGGCUUGAUAAGGGUUGCGAAGAGUGUAGCGAGGAGGAGCAGCGAAAAGUGAAUAAAAUCGUGAAACACAUUUAUGUCAAUGAGCCCGAUUGGUAUAAAUUAUUGAUAAAUAAUUUCGACAAAGACGGUAAAUACCAAGAGAGAUACGAUGCGUACAUACAAAAAGUUGUGAGUGACCCCACUUUGUAG
Molecule: messenger RNA, 408 nt
Organism: Phyllotreta striolata
Lineage: Eukaryota; Metazoa; Arthropoda; Insecta; Coleoptera; Chrysomelidae
Source: the annotation of a GenBank genome assembly